Messenger RNA from Paramecium sonneborni, 1049 nucleotides. NCBI's taxonomy places the organism in Eukaryota, Ciliophora, Oligohymenophorea, Peniculida, Parameciidae. The record is from the annotation of a GenBank genome assembly.
AUGUUGGAAAAUAUUAAAUAUUUAUUAAUUCCUCAAUCUCAGGAAAGAUAUGAAAAUUACCCUUCUGUUUUGAAAGAAGUGUUUAGCUAAAUAUCGAGGGGUCUUUAGAUUUACAUUUAUUUUACAUUAAUGAAAAUGGUGAUAACAUUAAUAUUUUUGGGAGAGGCUUUAUAAUGUGAGAUUUCAGAAUCUCAUUCGAUAGCAACAACAUUAAUAUUGUACUGUGUUUUUCAGUUAUGCCAUCAGUUCAAGUAUAAGAUGGAGUUGGAAAACAUUGAUAAAUUGAAUAUAAUUCAAUAAUCAUUAGAAUAAUAAGGAAUGAAUUUAGAAUAGAUCCCAGAUAGAUCAUCAUUGAACAAACUGAUGACAACUGUAAAGAAAUUAAUAAAUUUUUAAUGUCCAGAAUUGAAUGUAAUUGGUAAUAAUAUUUAAAUAGAGAGAAUGGAAAUGUUUGAACAUUAUGGCAUAAGUGAUAAUAAUAAAAUUUUUUAUCUUCAUGUUAGAUUUUCCAUUUAAUUUUAACCUGUUGUAAUACUUUUAGGUUGGGUGUGAUGCAAAUUUACUAAAUGUAGUAUUCAUAAUGGUUUUAUCGAUGUUUUUGGAGUUUAUAUUUUUGUAUUGUUUGGUGUUGGUUCUUGUGAUUGCAUUUCCGUAGAAAAAUUGAAUAAAUAUAUAGAUUGUUAUGCUGUUUAUAAAUAUACAGAAAGAGUAAAUAAUUAUAUUUGAUUCGCCGAUUGAAAUAAUACUUGGAUUCGAUUCCUGCUCAUAAAUAUUAAGGAUUGGAUGAUCCUUGGAUGAAGGAAGAUAAAGUUUGUUGCAUUUGUAUGCAAGAGUAUGCACAAAAUGAGAGUGUUCUUGAACUUCCUUGUAGUGGAAAGCAUUAAUUUCAUGAGAGUUGUGUUAGGAAUUGGUUCAAUGUAUUUAUUAUUAAAAUAAAAAAGGUAUCUACUAGUUGUCCGGUUUGCAGAUAAUAGUUCGGUUGACAAUUUUUAUUUUGAAAUCUACAUAAUCUAUAAAUUUGGGAUUUAUGUUAAAUAUAAAUUUUGUGG